GGCAUCAAGUGAAAGCACCUGAAAAGCCCACAGCCGACUCCUGGACUCGCUGCGUGGCAACCUUACAACCCCGAUGAGAAGCAUCUCACAGACCCUUUGAAGGAACCUGUGGCUGUGACCCUCUUUUUUGUCUCCUCACCGUGCGUAAAAGCGCCGUUGCGCACCCGCCCGGCUGGAUAGGUGCGUCAGAGCGCGUGUGGCAGGAUGCAGAAACGGAGCAGCGACGUCUGAAGAGAAGCUGCGCAACCAUUUUCACCGUCUGGAGGAGGAAUAAUUACGCACCAAUUGAGUAGUUUCAGAAGAAAAGGGGGUGAAGAUGGCCACGUUAAUCAGAGGAAAGCUUUCGAAUAAACUGUCAAAUGCGGCCACUGCGGUGUCCAACAAAUCGCAGGCGAAGGUGAGCGGCAUGUUCGCCAGAAUGGGCUUCCAGGCCGCCACAGACGAGGAGGCGCUGGGCUUCGCCGCCUGCGACGACCUGGACUACGACCACCGGCAGGGCAUGCAGAUGGACAUUCUGACCUCCGACGAGAUGGCGGGGGAGGGCAGCGGGGAUGGAGGCGCUCUGGAUGGGGACAGCCAUUAUCAGAGGGACGGAACCGGUCCGUCGCGCUCCGCCUCCAAGGACGGAGGUCCGACCAACGAGUUGGCCGAAGUCAGACCAAAAAUCACGGCGUGGGAAGCGGGAUGGAACGUCACCAAUGCGAUCCAGGGGAUGUUUGUUCUCGGGCUGCCCUACGCCAUCCUGCACGGAGGAUACCUCGGACUCUUUCUCAUUAUUUUCGCUGCCGUGGUCUGCUGCUACACAGGGAAAAUCCUCAUUGCUUGCCUGUACGAGGAGGAUGAAGACGGGCAGCUGGUACGAGUGAGGGACUCGUACGUGGACAUUGCCAACGCAUGCUGUGCGCCCCGGUUCCCCACCCUCGGAGGUCACAUCGUGAAUGUAGCCCAGAUCAUUGAGUUGGUCAUGACCUGUAUCCUGUACGUGGUCGUGAGCGGAAACCUCAUGUACAACAGUUUCCCCAACAUGCCCAUCUCCCAAAAGUCCUGGGCCAUCAUCGCCACCGCUGCUCUGCUGCCCUGCGCCUUCCUGAAGAACCUGAAAGCCGUGUCCAAGUUCAGCUUGUUGUGCACUCUGGCCCACUUUGUUAUCAACGUCCUGGUCAUUGCCUACUGCCUCUCCCGGGCCAGGGACUGGGCCUGGGACAAGGUCAAGUUUUACAUCGAUGUCAAGAAGUUCCCCAUCUCCAUCGGGAUUAUCGUGUUCAGCUACACCUCCCAAAUCUUCCUGCCGUCCCUCGAGGGGAACAUGCAGAAACCAAGCGAGUUCCACUGCAUGAUGAACUGGACCCACAUCGCCGCCUGCAUUCUCAAAGGUCUCUUCGCCUUGGUGGCCUACCUGACAUGGGCUGACGCAACCAAAGAGGUCAUCACAGACAACCUCCCCCCGGGUAUCCGCGCUGUGGUCAACAUCUUUCUGGUGGCGAAAGCCUUGCUGUCCUACCCGUUGCCGUUUUUCGCUGCAGUCGAGGUUCUAGAGAAAUCCUUUUUCCAGGAUGGCGGCCGAAAGUACUUCCCGGAUUGCUACGGCGGCGACGGACGCUUAAAAUCCUGGGGACUGACUCUCCGAUGUAGCCUUGUGGUGUUCACCUUGCUCAUGGCCAUUUACGUGCCACACUUCGCCUUGCUCAUGGGCCUCACCGGCAGCCUGACGGGAGCAGGCCUGUGCUUUCUGCUUCCCAGCCUCUUCCACCUCAAGCUGCUCUGGAGAAAGUUACAGUGGCACCAAGUUUUCUUCGACGUGGCCAUUUUUGUAAUAGGGGGUAUAUGCAGCAUUUCGGGAUUCAUCCACUCCAUGGAGGGGCUCAUAGAGGCUUUUAAGUACAACAUAGAAGAGUAGAUCCACGUCGAUGUAGACGACCCCCCCCCCCAUUUUAGUGGUUAAAAAACAACUUCCUGGGCGAGCGCUGCCACGAUGGAGGACCGGACCGUGAAUGAGGCUCAUAAGUCAGUGACACAGUACCGGUCAACACGGGGUUUAAGGUACUUUUCACAAAUCUAAAGAGACAUAACUUGAUUUCAGCGAUGACCCAAAUCCACGUCAAACCAUUAUGGUAUCUGUGACGCAGUCAAACCUCUGUAUCACCUUGUAUUAUCUAUCCAAAAUGUAGCAUCAGUAAGUUUAUAACGGAUAAGAAUUCUGAGGUAAAGAUAGAAAGAAUAUGCCUUUCAGCUGAAAUACUCCACAUUUAAUGGACUUGAAUCAUGAAAUUGUAGUUACCUGGAUGUAACUCCAGCUCGAUUUCUGACACGCUCUGCCCUCUAAUGGCUUUGCAAAUGGCUUAUCCUUUGUAGAAGGACGGAAGGGAGAAGCCAUGAGUGAAACCUGCUAGCAUGUACGAAAUACAAGAGCCAGUGGUUUGUUAAAAAUUGGUGAGAAAUAGAACUUCUAUUUGAAGUAAUCAGGGCUCAUGCCUAGCUCCAUUGACAAAGGAGAAUCGUAAGAUCGUAACAGUCACCCUAAGUUUGUAAUACAAAGUAUCUUGUACUAGUUUUGACUAACGCAAAAAAUGUUUUAGCAUUUAGCAAUUAAGUCGCCGCGUACAAGCUUGAGGCAUUUGACUUACGGGAGGCUGCGGGCUGCAACGACUCCGAUCCAAGUUCGGAUCAAGGCCCCUGAGCUUGACUCCCUUCAUCCGACAACUCAACAAUUCAACAAGUCUUUCCACAUCAUGUAGAGACGCAAGCGUUCUGCCGACGUCACGGUCUGGUCCUCCGAUCACACCUGCUUACUUCAUGCGUAAAAAGCGCGCGCAGCACAUCUUCAUAAACAGCCUUCGCACACAUGGUAAAAGCUGAGAGUGUGUGUGUGUGUGUGCGUGUGUGUGUGAGGAAACACACUCGCCUCACUAUAUGGACAGUAAAUGUUGUACAAAUGAAUCCAAAAGUACAUCGACGUAUUUUUCAGUGGAGUAAACGUUUACAACAUUCAAAUGCAAAAAGGAGCGUCGGUGGCCGCGAGACGAGAUUUCACUUCACGACAGGAUUAAGUGUUUGUUUCAAAUUUGCUAUCGAGGCAGUGAAUGUGGGGGAGGAGCCAGGAUGGACAGAAAUAUUUGCAUAAUAAGGGUCCCUUUAUGAAGCAGUAGUUGAAGGAUACAGAUGUGGGCUCACAAUUUCUGUCAUACCAAACACUCCCAUGAAUAUUUAUUCUGAGCAAUAUGGCUGCCAAGACUGUUACAAACCAUUCAGAGACGAAACUUAACAUGUACAAAUUGAAACAAAGCAUUAGCUAAUAGUAUUGCUUUCAUAACAGUAACCAGGAAUGUUGUAGAUAGAUAACUAUUGAAUUAGAUGAAUAAGAAAUGUAAAUAAAUGCAUAAUAAACAAUCAAAAAAAUAGGUUUCAUCCUUAAAAAAAAGCCAAAUUGUGAGCCCAAAUCUUGUACUUUAUUUAGAAAAGAAGAAAACUAUGAAGGGAUUUUUAUUAUGAGCUGGUACUUUUACUUUUGGACGUGUUUGGACCUUUUCGGAGCAAAUACAGGAUGUGCAAAAUAAAUUAAAUCCAAUACAAAGCAGCUAUUCAAACUAUGCAUUGAAUGUAUUAUACUUCACAAAACACUAUGGGAAAUUACUUUGUUUUUCUUCUGUGUAAAAAGUGUAUUAAUAAUCCAAACUGGCUACGUGAUUUGGACCUAAAUAGAUACCACAAAAAUGAACAUUCUUGCUCCUAGAUCAACAUCUCCAUCACUAAUAGGUGGCCUGUUCUCAAACAAAACCUCCUGUGUGCAAAUUUGGUGUUCCAAGGGGAAAAAAGAAAAAAAAACAAAUCUUGAUUUAAGGAAAAUGUGGAAGACAUUUUUCAUUAUGUGCAAUCAAAAUGGGGUCCUGUGGAAAUGUUAUCAAACCGUAUGUGUAGUGUGUUCUUGUGGUUUCAAAAAGAUGGAAUGUAUAUCUCAAAGUCGUUCUCAUAUAUUGUGAAGAUUAAUAUUAAAGAAUAAAGACUAAGUGAAAUUAUAUUGUAAAAAGAAACGUGUGUGAUUUUAUGUAAAACCGUCUCCAAAAAAAAAAAAAAGGAAAGGAACAGAUGGUGUAUUUUUUUCCCCCUCGAUAAUAAAAGAAAGAAAAUAGAUGGUUGUUU
Molecule: messenger RNA, 4137 nt
Organism: Synchiropus splendidus (mandarinfish)
Lineage: Eukaryota; Metazoa; Chordata; Actinopteri; Syngnathiformes; Callionymidae
Gene: slc32a1
Product: solute carrier family 32 member 1
Exons: 3
Coding region: 317-1897 (526 amino acids)
Biological process (GO): amino acid transmembrane transport
Cellular component (GO): vacuolar membrane
Molecular function (GO): amino acid transmembrane transporter activity
Source: RefSeq, a predicted model, not a curated record